UGGAUGGGACUGGGCAGUGCGAGCUAAGCCGUGACUGAUUGCGGGCGCUCGGACUCAGUAUGGAAAAUCUCCUCUGGGUCCUGGGAUUUCUGCUGCUGGCUUCAGGACUGCCGCUCCAGGAGGCCAAGCGAUUCCGUGAUGUGCUGGGCCACGAGCAGUCUCCAGGUCACGUGAGGGAGCACAACCAAUUACGUGGCUGGUCUUCUGAUGAAACGGAGUGGAAUGAAAACCUGUACCCGGUGUGGAAGAAGGGAGAUGGCAGAUGGAAGAACUCCUGGGAAGGAGGCCGUGUGCAAGCAGUCCUGACCAGUGACUCCCCAGCUCUGGUGGGAUCCAAUAUCACAUUUGUGGUGAACCUGGUGUUCCCCAGAUGCCAGAAGGAAGAUGCCAAUGGCAACAUCGUUUAUGAGAAGAAUUGCAGAAAUGAUUUGGGGUUCUCUUCUGACCGGUACGUCUACAACUGGACAGCAGGAGCAGAGGGUGGUGACUGGGAAGGCAGCACCGGCCAGAGCCAGCACCUGGCGUUCCCCGACGGGAAGCCCUUCCCUCGCCCCCACGGAUGGAAGAAGUGGAGCUUCGUCUACGUCUUUCACACACUUGGUCAGUAUUUCCAAAAACUGGGUCGGUGUUCAGCACGGGUUUCUGUAAACACAGCCAAUAUGACACUUGGCCAUCAGGUCAUGGAAGUGACUGUCUUUCGAAGACACGGCCGGGCAUACAUUCCCAUCGCGCAGGUGAAAGAUGUGUAUGUGAUAACAGAUCAGAUCCCUAUAUUUGUGACCAUGUCCCAGAAGAACAACCGGAACUCGUCCGACGGAACCUUCCUCAGAGACCUCCCCAUUGUGUUCGACGUCCUCAUUCAUGAUCCCAGCCACUUCCUUAACGACUCUGCCAUUUCCUACAAGUGGAACUUUGGGGACAACACCGGCCUGUUUGUCUCCAACAAUCACAGUUUGAAUCACACAUAUGUGCUCAACGGGACCUUCAAUCUUAACCUCACCGUGCAAGCUGCAGUGUCUGGGCCAUGCCCUUCACCUUCACCUCCCACUUCACCAACUUCACCAACUUCACCAGCUUCACCAACUUCACCAGCUUCACCAACUUCACCAGCUUCACCAACUUCAUCACCAGCUUCACCACCAACUUCACCAGCUUCACCCACACAGCCAACACCCAGCCCCUCUUUAAUGCCUGCGGGUUACAACUCCAUGGAGCUGAAUGACAUUUCCAGCAAAAGCUGCCAGAUAAACAGAUACGGUUACUUCAGAGCCACCCUCACAAUUGUAGAGGGGAUCCUAGAAGUCAGCAUCAUCCAGAUAGCAGAUGUCCCAAUGCCCAUGCCACAGCCUGACAACUCCCUGAAGGACUUCAUUGUGACCUGCAAAGGGGCCACUCCCACGGAAGUUUGCACCAUCAUCUCCGACCCCACCUGCCAGGUGGCCCAGACGAGGGUCUGCAGCUCCUUGGCUCUGGACGAGCUGUGCCCGCUAUCCGUGAGAAGAGCCUUCAAUGGGUCUGGAACGUUCUGUGUGAACUUCACUCUGGGUGAUGACACAAGCCUGGCCCUCACCAGCACCCUGAUCUCUAUCCCUGGCAAAGACCCAGUCUCCCCGCUGAGAAUGACGAAUGGUGCCUUGAUCUCCAUCAGCUGUCUGGCUGUGUUUGUCACCAUGGUUACCAUCUUGCUAUACAAAAAACACAAGGCGUACAAACCUAUAGGACACUGCCCUGGGAAGACGGCCAAAGGCAGAAGCCUGAGUGUUUUCCUCAGCCACGCAAAAGCCCCGUUCUUCCGAGGAAGCCAUGAGAAGGACCCGCUGCUGCAGAGCAAGCCAGGAAUGCCCUAAGUCUUAAGCCUUAUUUCUGACCAGGAUCCUACUCCGGUGUGUUUACGUGAGCUGCGCAGAAGCACGUUACUGGUAACUCUCAUUUCUGAAGGAUUAUUGUAAAAUAUAAAUCAGGCUUAGGGAGGCUAGUUAAAUGGCACUUUGGAGAAGAAACGGCCUAGUGUUUUGUCCCAUUUGUGUUGUGGCUUUUACGCUGUUAGUAGGAUGGGCUUACUGUGUCUGAGGACUGGGGGAGAGGUCACCGCUCCUGAAGGUUGUAGGUUAACUGUGAGAGGAGAUCACAUGCUUCUCACUUUCCACAUAACCUUGUGCUAGACCAGCUAGUCCUGACCUGAAGACCUAGUCCAUCUGACUGAACUUCAGAUCACUGAGCAUGCCUGAGCCCCUGGCAGAACGAUAAUACAAGCUUUUUGUAUGGUGUAUGUGUGUACAUAUUAUGCUCAUUAAAGAGUCAGCCUAACAAGCUGGUGUGAUUAUUCUAUCAGGUGAAAACUUUUCCUGUCUAGUUGAUGCACUCACCCGUUCAUUUAUCCAUGAACAUUUACUUAGUGCUUUCUGAAUACCGACCAUGAUGCUGGGACUUGGUGUUGCCCCCAGAGCUGAUGCUCUCUUGUGCACAUCUGGCUCUUGGUAUGUGCUGGUGUGUGCAUGUAAAAUCAUGUGCUAUGGUUUUCUAAGGGAGGCCACUUCUUUUCCUACCAGUUUCUGUGUGAAAACUCAUACAGGAAAUAAUCAAGGCACUCACUUCUGUUUGUAACUCAAAUCCUGUGCCAAUGACAUUCUCUUUUCUACUUCCUGGAAAAAUAAAAUGUGGGAUGCGAUGA
Arvicola amphibius (Eurasian water vole) is the source of this 2671-nucleotide messenger RNA. It is a transcript of the gene Gpnmb, whose product is annotated as glycoprotein nmb. Lineage: Eukaryota; Metazoa; Chordata; Mammalia; Rodentia; Cricetidae. The transcript is spliced from 11 exons. The record is from RefSeq and is a predicted model, not a curated record. Gene Ontology annotation, molecular function: integrin binding. Gene Ontology annotation, biological process: cell adhesion. The coding region runs from base 60 to 1847 and encodes 595 amino acids.